This is a messenger RNA of Dipodomys ordii (Ord's kangaroo rat), 619 nucleotides long. It is a transcript of the gene Zscan26, whose product is annotated as zinc finger and SCAN domain containing 26. The record is from RefSeq and is a predicted model, not a curated record. Bases 104 to 619 code for a protein of 171 amino acids. Lineage: Eukaryota; Metazoa; Chordata; Mammalia; Rodentia; Heteromyidae. The transcript has 5 exons.
GCGGUUUGCGAACAUCGGCUGCUCCAGCCCGGCCUUUAAUCGAGAGCAUCCUUGAGGAUCUGGUCAAAGUUCUCCAAAUAGAGAGAGCAGUCUGAAGCUGGGGAUGGCAACAGUAUUGGAAUUCACAUUGCAAGGUAACAACAGCAGAGACGAUGGACAGGAACCACUGUGCAAACAAUUCAGACAGUUGCGCUAUGAAGAAACUGCAGGACCCCGAGAGGCUUUGUGCCGACUCAGAGAGCUCUGCCGACAAUGGCUGCAGCCGGAGACCCACACCAAGGAACAGAUCCUGGAGCUGCUGGUGCUGGAGCAGUUUCUGACCAUCCUGCCUGAGGAGCUCCAGUCUCAGGUAUGGGAGCAUCACCCAGAGAAUGCAGAAGACCUGGUUGUUGUACUGGAGGAUUUACAGCUGAAACAUGGAGAAACAGAACAACAGGAGGAUCCAGACAAGGGAAAGAAAGAUAAGCUGCUGGUGGAAGAAACAGCUUCUCUCAAAGUAGUUCUGGAACAGAGGGUCCUGCCUGACUGUGAAGUUCAGAAACCUAAGAAAGAGAAGGGUUUAUUGAAGUAUAAUUUAUAUCAGUUAAGUUCAUUUUUUGGUAACUAUACCACGCAAUGA